ACUAAAUACAUAAAUUAUUGUGGCGUGUAAUUUAGACUUUGAGACUUUAAUUUGUCAAUUGAUAAUAUAAUUAAUAAAUAAAAAAGUAUUUAGUUGAUCUAAAAAAAUGUCAGACGAAUCAGAUUUCGAUAUAGAAAAAAAUGAAUAUAAUAUUUAUAAAAAAAAAUAUCAACAUUUAGUUGACAGGUGUGAAUUAUUACAACAGGAUAAUGAAAGAUUAGUUUAUAGAAUUCAAAAAAUUAGAAAACUAUUAAAACGAACGAGAAAAGAAAAAAAAUUUUUAAUAAAUCGUCUUGAUAAACAUGGUGAUAAAUGGCGUGAUGCACCAAUGGGAGUUUUAGAAGAAAAUAAUGUAUUUCAAUCAUCAAUUAAAAUUGAACAACCAAUAAAAUGUAUACCACAACAAAAAGAUGAUAAAUUAAAAAAAGUUGGUAAAAGAAAAAGUGGAAGAAGUGAUCCAAAUGCACCAAAAAGACCAGCAAAUCCAUUUUUUCAAUUUUGUCAAGAACAAAGACCUCGUGUUAUGGAAAGACUUUCUGGUUCACCAGAACCAAGUAAACAAGAAUUAACAAGACAAUUAGCAACAACAUGGAAAUCACUUAAUUCUGAUGAUAAAAAAAUAUACUAUGAUAUGUAUGAACGUUCUAAAGAAAAAUAUGUUGCUGAAAUGCAAAUUUAUAACAAAAAAAAUGAAGAUACAUCUAGUCAAAAUACACCUAGUUUAAAUUAAAAAAAAAAAAACAAAAGAUAAACAAUUAUUAUUUAUAUAUUUUAAUAAUAAUUUUUAUAUUUGUAUUAUAAAAUUUAU
Aphidius gifuensis is the source of this 808-nucleotide messenger RNA. RefSeq names its product non-histone protein 10. The coding region runs from base 107 to 730 and encodes 207 amino acids. NCBI's taxonomy places the organism in Eukaryota, Metazoa, Arthropoda, Insecta, Hymenoptera, Braconidae. The transcript has 3 exons. The record is from RefSeq and is a predicted model, not a curated record. Gene Ontology annotation, molecular function: transcription cis-regulatory region binding.